GGCUGUCGCAGACUGUCGCUCGCUUUCAAAAUAAUAUCAAUGUUUUUUGCCUUUUAUUUAUUUACUUAAAUAAAAGUAUUAAAUGUACAGUAAAAUGAAUUAUAUUCCUUAAAUUAUAUAUUAUUUAAAACAUCCACAUGGAUUCAUCAUCCAGCAUCAGUUCGGAAGAGUUUGUCUUUAAAGUAAAGAAUGAAAUGCUCGAUCAGUUAGUGAAGACAGAACAGGAAGAAUUAUCUUGCGUUUUGUGCAUCAAACCGCACCUGGAUAAUUUCGUAAUCUACAACACAGAGCUUACAGCCUCCGGGGUUACCGUGUAUACUUUCUUCACCAAAUUUGCCAAGGCAGGUCUUGGGUUUUCACCACACGGAUACAUUUGCAAGACAUGUUUAAAUCUUGUCAAUGAAUUAGAGGAACUUCAAAUCCAGUAUAAAAAGUUAAAAACUGUGUUUCAAACACUUAUAGGAAAAAAUCCUCUGUUUGAACUAACACCAUUAUUUGAGGAAAAUGAGGUUGGCAAGGAUAUUGUCAAAAAUGAACCUUGUUCAGAUAUCAAUGAGGAUUCACAGAUUGAAGAUAAUGUAAGCAUUUCAAAAAAGCGAAAAUGUGAUAGUGAGAAAAAUGAUAAUUACUGGGGAAAGAAUCCAGAAAAAACAGAACAGCUAAUAGAAAUUGUAAGAAAUUAUGCAGCUUUGUAUGACCCAUCUCAUGCCCAAUACAGAAAAAAUAAAACAAAAACCAAAAUAUGGGAUAGUAUUGCUAAUGUUAUGGGUGAAGAAGAUGGGGAAACAGUCAAAGCAGAGUGGGAAAAUUUAAAGGAGAGCUACAUCAAUUGCUUAAAAGCAAAUAGACCAGAUGCAGAUUAUGCCACUACAGAUGAGAGGUACAAAUCAUGGCCUUGGAGAAACCAAAUGUCGUUUUUGCGACUAUUUGUAGACUGCCUCAUUGCACCUGUCAUUAGAGAAACAGAAAUUGUAAAUUCUAAUGGCUCAUUCAAUCAACCGAAUGCAUUUUCACAUGGUGAAGAAAUAAAUGACUAUGUUAAUAACAGAACAAUUGCAGAUUAUGACGAAACAUCUUUGAUAUUUUUGGGCUAUGCGAAAAUUGUUAAUAAAAUGUCGUUCCAACUUCAAGCAAAAUUGAAAUUUGAAUUUGCAAAAUUGAUGAUGGAUGCUGAAAUUCAAAGUGCUAAUGAGAAGCAGGAUCGAGGCAGUGCGUUGAACACGAUGACUGUUGCGGCUCAAGAUCGUCCGGUCAUCAUUGCGACGCAAGAGGUUGCCAUUGAGGAGUCCCAACAAUUCGCAAUAAUAUGCGCGCCACCUUUGAAUAUACCAGCUGGAAAUAAUAUUUCUAGAAAAGAAAUUAAAAGGACGAAAGCUGCAGCAGCAGAGGCGGCGGCCACGACCGCUACAGAGAAAGAGAGGCUAAUAGAAGUUGUAAAAAAUUAUGCAGUGUUGUAUGACAACACUCUAUCCGGAUACAGAAAUGAUAAAAAGAAAAACAAAAUAUGGGACAAUAUAGCACAAGUCAUUGGAGAAAAAGACGGUGAGACAGUUAAAUUGAAAUGGAAAAACUUGGUUGACAGUUACAGAAUAUUCUUGAGGUCGAACCAGGGUGUUGAACAAGUCGAUGGACCAAGAUCUUUGCCGUGGGUGAACCAAAUGCAGUUUUUGAGGCCGUUUGUGGAGUGUCUCGGAAAUCCGGUCACGUCGGAAUCAGACACUGAAAACAGCUGACGUUUUCAUUAAAUCAAAUAUCCACCCUAUAGAGGUGUGGGUUCAAUUUUCGCACGACAGCAGAAUUUGUUUGAUCUCAUUAUUAUUUUCUCAAUCAAAUAAGUCUCUUCAUAGGCUAGAUGCCGAAUUUUAGUUAAUAGAAAUAUACUUAUGUGAAAUAAUCACUUUCAUAAUGGUAAUGAUCUCGGAAAUUUUUGAACGCCCCGUACUAAAUGACACUACACUGUAACAUGAUAAUUAUUUUGCAAUUAAUAAAUAUUGGCAAUUUUUUUUUUAUGAUGGGAUAGUUUUUUGAUAUGUUUUUUUAUUGGUCACGCCUGUGGCGGUAGGUACUUUUCUCUAUUAUGGGCAUAUUGGACAUCAUAGACAAUCGGGAUAUUUUAACUAAUUUAAUACUUUAUGGAACGUGUUCACAUUGGUUUGCGAGGGUGAAACCGGUCGAUAUUUUUUUAAUCUUAAGCCCGAUAUAUUUUAGUUAGUUAUAUUUAUUGUUUAUUUAUUCGUAGGAUAUAAUGUAAGUAAAAAAUAUUAUAACCAUAUACUCAUUGUAUAUAGCCAUACUUAACUUCAUUAAAGACUGUUAUAUGAUACAAAA
Molecule: messenger RNA, 2328 nt
Organism: Plodia interpunctella (Indianmeal moth)
Lineage: Eukaryota; Metazoa; Arthropoda; Insecta; Lepidoptera; Pyralidae
Exons: 5
Coding region: 138-1733 (531 amino acids)
Biological process (GO): regulation of transcription by RNA polymerase II
Cellular component (GO): transcription regulator complex; nucleus
Source: RefSeq, a predicted model, not a curated record